Messenger RNA from Heterostelium album PN500, 978 nucleotides. Its product is annotated as RING finger and CHY zinc finger domain-containing protein. Lineage: Eukaryota; Evosea; Eumycetozoa; Acytosteliales; Acytosteliaceae. Gene Ontology annotation, molecular function: zinc ion binding; ubiquitin protein ligase activity. The coding region runs from base 1 to 978 and encodes 325 amino acids. The transcript is spliced from 4 exons. Gene Ontology annotation, cellular component: nucleus. Gene Ontology annotation, biological process: protein ubiquitination; ubiquitin-dependent protein catabolic process. The record is from RefSeq and is a predicted model, not a curated record.
AUGGGUGAUAUUAUUAAAUCAUAUAAUAAUGAAGAGAAUCAAAUAUUAGGAUGUCAACACUACCCUAGGAAUUGUAUGAUCAAAGCAGAGUGCUGUGGUAAAUGGUUCGUUUGUAGAUUUUGUCAUAACGAAGCUACUCGUACACACGAGAUAGAUAGAUUCGCAACCAAGAUUAUUAAAUGUAUGCUAUGUGCAAAAGAACAACCAGUCGGUGAAAAAUGUAUUGGUUGCAACACGGCUUUCGCAACUUACUUUUGUCAACACUGUAAAUUCUACGAUAGUACACCCAAUAAAUUGAUAUUCCAUUGCGACGGUUGUAAAAUAUGUAGAGUCGGUAACAAAAAUGAUUUCAAACAUUGCUUUAAAUGUAAUGGUUGUUUAAGUGCUAGUGGAUUCGAAAAGCAUAAAUGUUUAGAGAACAAGUUUGAAAAUUGUCCGAUUUGUCUAGAGGAUAUGUUUAGUAGUAGAGAUCCACCGGUUACACUCAAGUGUGGACAUGCACUUCACGAAAGUUGUUAUAAAUCAUUGUUGCAAUCAACUCAAUCCAAUUGUCCAAUCUGUAAAAAACUUAUAUAUGAUGAUGUAAAUUGGUCGAAAUUCGAUGAUAUUAUUAGAAGACAACCGAUGCCAGCAGUCUAUAGGGGUUCGACAUGCUCUAUAUUCUGUAAUGACUGCGAGGCUCGAUCGAUGGACAUUGAAUUUCAUUUCCUUGGUAACAAAUGUACAAAGUGUGGCAGCUACAACACUACUAUUUUAUCAAAGAAUAUGAAGAUCGAUGAGAAUGCAAGAGAUGAACCAACUGACAAUAACAACAACAACAAUAAUAAUAAUGAAGACGGUGAAGAUUUAGAAGACGACGACGACGACGAAGAUGAAGAUGGUGAAGAAUUUAGUUUUGUAGUAGAUGAAGAAGAUGACGAUGAUAUGGAAGAUGAAGAAGAAGAAGAUGAGGAUAAUCAAGAUGUUUCAGCAGAUUGA